GCUCAAAAAAAAUAGGUAGCUCAGUGAGCUGCCGUCUGCCGUAAACCCUCGGCUACAAUAACCGUGCGCCGUCCGAGAGGGGGAGGGCAGCUCCUUCGUCUCGUGUACUACUCUUCCCUUAGCACGGCUGACUCGCUCCAUCUCACGCCGGUCCCCGAGUCCUGUUCGGCGAAAUGCCUCGCCGCGGGUCCGAGAACCAGGCGAACAAGAGACCGGCCACCACGGCCGGCGGGGACGACGACGAGGACCGCCUCAGCGCCCUCCCGGACCCUCUCCUCCAGCACGUGCUGUCGUUCCUGCCCUCGCGCCUGGCCGUGAGGACGUGCGCGCUCGCCCGGCGCUGGCGCCACCAGUGGAAGUCCGUGCCCGCCGUGCGCGUCAAAUGCUCCGACUUUGCGAAUAACAAUCUGCUUCGCUGCUUUGUUAACCACUUUCUGCCCCUCCGUGACCGUGCUCCUCUACGUGAGUGUGAUAUCGGAGCCUACAAUGGCCGAGACAUCCCUCCAUUGAUCCUGUAUGCUUUAUUAUUCCGAGUCCAGGUGCUUCGAGUUGAUCUCACUAUAGCGGGCAACUACGCGCAACUAAGGAACGGGAAUCUCGUCUCAGAGCAAUUAGUUAGGCUAGAACUUAAAUGUGUGCAGUUGGAGGAGUCCCACUUUCUUGAUUUCUCGAGCUGUCCGAAAUUGGAGGUGGUAAAGAUGGACUGUUGCGCAUACGAUUCGGAUAUCUUGUCCCAAUCGUUAAGACAUCUGAGCAUUACUGGAUGCACUUUGAUUCCGGACAACACCUGCGCUCGUAUCUUUACCCCAAGACUUAUUUCAUUGGAACUUGCUGACAAUUAUGGCUUGACUCCUGUGCUUGAGUGCAUGCCACCAUUGGCAACAGCAUUUGUCAGGCUUGGCAACGGGUGUAGCGAAUAUUGCUUGAACAGUUAUUAUGGGGAUUGCGGGUCUGAUGACUGUAACGAAGCUAUGGUUCACAGCGAUGGCUCUGUGCUUCUUGAUGGUUUGUCGAAUGCCACAAAUUUAGAGUUGAUAGCUGAUCCUAUAGUGUGUCUCCAUAGGUGGUUCAAGGGAAUGCCACUACUGUACAUUGUACAUUUUCCGAAGGAUUUGAAGAAAAGUCCUUCUUUUGGCAAGCUAAAAACAUUGUUGCUCAGUGAAUGGUGUUUUGCUGAUAAAUUUGGUGCACUAAUGUACUUUCUCCAACACUCACCAGUUUUGGAGAAGCUUAGUCUUGAACUGACGACAUCAGAAUCUUUGUUUGAAACACAUGGAAGCUGCUACCAAAGGGAACCAUUCUUAGCAUCUAAACACCUCAAGGUUGUUGAAGUAAAAUAUCAUGAGGAUGAGGUGUUUGCGCUUGCGGAGGUUCUAAAGAUUCUGAUUACUUGCGGUGUACCUUCAAAGAAAAUUAUCAUUGAAAGUAUGACCUCACGGAUUUCUCAUAGAUUCAAUUUCGAGCAGACGGUAAAGCAGUUCAGCCAUUGAUGGUCCACUGUUUCUUGGCUGUUCAGUCUUGCAUAGCAGAAUCUAGCACCAUGACCUAGUUGAUUUUGUCCAGCAGGGUGGUGUGUCGCCUCCAUUCGUGCUAACUUGAGUGGAAUUGUUCAACUACCAAUGUGUUAUGUAUGACUUAUUUUCUCAACGGUUGAUAUUAUGUAGAAAUGCGUCAAUUUUACACCUCUGAACCGUCAAGGAAAGUUAAUUUUACCCCCCAA
Messenger RNA from Brachypodium distachyon (stiff brome), 1720 nucleotides. Its product is annotated as F-box/FBD/LRR-repeat protein At5g18770. NCBI's taxonomy places the organism in Eukaryota, Viridiplantae, Streptophyta, Magnoliopsida, Poales, Poaceae. Gene Ontology annotation, molecular function: protein binding. The record is from RefSeq and is a predicted model, not a curated record. The coding region runs from base 174 to 1490 and encodes 438 amino acids. The transcript has 6 exons.